Molecule: messenger RNA, 1605 nt
Organism: Phytophthora infestans T30-4
Lineage: Eukaryota; Oomycota; Peronosporomycetes; Peronosporales; Peronosporaceae
Exons: 4
Coding region: 1-1605 (534 amino acids)
Source: RefSeq, a predicted model, not a curated record
AUGGGGCGUCAGUGCACCACUGGUACGGGAAAGGGUCACUAUGAAAGGGCGCGCAAACUUGGCGACGUGGUCCGCUCGUCUUUUCGCGUCGAGGGCAUGAAGGCAGCUCUUCUCGAGUUUCAGCUGGGCAUGCGGACGUUUCAAUGCCCCGACGACUCGGGCUGUCAAAUUCAGAGAAGAGCCGCAAAAAACGAGCCCAGGCUCUGGGCCGGCAACUACAUCAGUCGAUCGCGAACAAUGCAGGCACAGGUGACUCCUCCGUCCACGCCCACGGGGUCCGUAUCCCAACCUCCGCGAUGGGCUCCGGAACGAUGCAACACGAAGCGCAUUGACAGUGCUAAAAUGAACGAUGAUCACUUCCAGCAAGUACCGCACGCCCAGGCGCCGUGGCAAUCCACCAGCCACUUACCCGAGCGUCGAAUGAUGGUGCAGCGUAUUCUACAGCUCUCUCAGAGCCGCAGCAAGCCCGACGUGAGCCCGGACCGAGCCGUGUUGCUAACAAAGCGAAUUGAGCUGGCACUCUACUCACGUGCCGGGUCGCUGGCCGAGUACAGCAACUUAGCUACUCUUCGACGACGACUACAGAGUCUCGUGGCUCUUAGCGUACACGAGUCUGCUGCGAGCGAGACGGUGGUGGUACACAGCAGGAAGCGUCGAGUUGUAGCGCGAAACUUGCUGCAAGUGAACAGAGCGAUGAAGCGUCGCCGAUGCACCAACGCAACUGCCAACUGCAGUAUCUUUGCCAUGAUGGGCGAGGAUUGCACUCGUCUGGUUUUCUCGUUCCUGGACGGCAAAGAGAUUAUACGCAACAGGACUUUGAACCGUUUUGCGGCUAAAUUGUUGCCGAGUUGCGCAUUGAGUCUAACAGUCGAAGUGGUCCAGUUGACUCGAGGGCUUGCCCGCAACUCGUCCUUGUUGCAGAUGACUAAUCUCCAGCAGCUUGUAGUGCACAAGGCUGAAGUAUCUUCCGUUGUCCCAAAAGUGGGCUUAGCUACGACGCCCCUUUACGCCUGGGGCUGUGCUGAGCUCCCACCGAACCAAGCUAACGAUGGCGAGAGCGCUGUGCUCGCUCUGGCUGGUGCGUUGACCACCGGCGCCUUCCCGAACCUCAAGAAGUUGCAGCUUAUCUCAGUGUUCGUCAACACCAUGAGUCGCAACGGCAUCCGUGCAUUGUGUGGCGCAGUCCAGAUGGGCUGGUGUCCGCUUCUAGAGGAUCUGCUGCUAGCAGGCAACAGCCUCGCCGACCUCGGCGCCUGUGACGUUGCUCGCCUGUUGCAGUCCGCUCAAGCUCCUCGCCUCACGCGUUUAGACUUGCGUCGCAACUUCAUUGGAGAGAGCGGGCUGCGCGCAGUUCUGUCCGCUCUGAGCCAAUCGAGUCCAUCGCUUAAAGUGCUGUGCAUGGGCGGCAACCUCGUCACAGACAACUGUGUGAACGAGCUGCAGAGGCUGCUGGCGGGUUCAUCCCCCGUUCUGCGAUUUCUCGGUCUCGAAGACAAUUUCCUAAGCGCCCAAGGCGUGCAGCUUGUCCUAGAGACGGCAGCAGUCAUCAACGCAUCAUCCACCAGGACACGCCGCGGCUCCUGCGAUCGUGGAGCCUCCGCGUAA